Messenger RNA from Onthophagus taurus, 1203 nucleotides. The record is from RefSeq and is a predicted model, not a curated record. Lineage: Eukaryota; Metazoa; Arthropoda; Insecta; Coleoptera; Scarabaeidae.
GAAUCAUUCGGGUUUAGCCGUCUUGAGAGACAUGUGGCUAAANUUACGCACCCAUCCCAAUUAAAAUUCACCACCGAAACUGAUUUGAUCGAACUCGGGAUGUCUAAACCGGAGAUGCGGCGACUAAAGAAAUUUUACGACAAACAUUUUCCCAAUAAUUAUUUAUCGAAAAUUAAAAAACUUAUUAAGACCGCACGAAAUCAUGAUACAACAACGCACGAAUUUACACACCCGUUAAAUAGCGACAAUGUUCCUGUUUCUAAGGCCCCAAGGGUUCCCAGUAAACAUAUUAUUCCCGCCGCUAAUAUUACAGUUAAUAAGGAAUUGGGAAUGGGUGAAUUUGGGGUUGUGCAACAAGGUGUUUGGUGUAAUGAAGGGGAACGAAUUCAGGUUGCAAUUAAAUGUUUAGCAAGAGAUCGAAUGCAAACGAAUACAAUAGAAUUUUUAAAAGAAGCGGCUAUAAUGCAUUCGAUUGAUCACGAACACAUCGUACGUUUGUAUGGAGUCGUUUUAGACACAGUAAGCCUAAUGUUAGUCACCGAGUUGGCACCUUUACGUUCUUUAUUAGAAUGCUUAAAAGAACCCAGUUUACGGUCGAGUUUUCCUGUACUUACACUAUGUGAUUUUGCCGUGCAAAUAUGCCACGGGAUGCAGUAUUUAGAAGCGAAACGAUUAAUACACCGAGAUUUAGCGGCACGAAAUAUUUUAGUCUUUUCGAAAAAUAAAGUUAAAAUUUCCGAUUUUGGUUUGAGCAGAGCUUUGGGGCAAGGAAAAGAUUACUAUCAAACCAAUUUUAAUGUUAAUCUUAAACUACCGAUCGCGUGGUGCGCCCCCGAAUGUAUUAGUUAUUUAAGAUUUACAUCAGCGAGUGACGUUUGGGCGUUUGCUGUGACGUUGUGGGAAAUGUUUUCGUAUGGUUUUCAACCUUGGGCCGCUUUAACUGGGCAACAAAUUUUAGAAGCGAUUGAUGAACCAAAUUAUCAAAGGUUAGAACAACCUGAUUGUUGUCCAUUGGAUCAUUACCAAUUGAUGUUGGAUUGUUGGAGACAUGAUGCUUCUACUAGACCUAGAUUUGCGGAUGUUGCUACUAAAUUAGUUGAUUGUCGACCAGAACAAGUUCAAGCUAAAGUUUCUUCGUCUGAUGGGCCUCAUUUAUUACCCUUCCGAGUUGGGGAUGUUGUUACAGUCCUUGAUAAAAUGUAA